Messenger RNA from Sorex fumeus (smoky shrew), 1006 nucleotides. It is a transcript of the gene DYNLT4, whose product is annotated as dynein light chain Tctex-type 4. NCBI's taxonomy places the organism in Eukaryota, Metazoa, Chordata, Mammalia, Eulipotyphla, Soricidae. Gene Ontology annotation, biological process: microtubule-based movement. The record is from RefSeq and is a predicted model, not a curated record. Gene Ontology annotation, cellular component: cytoplasmic dynein complex; cytoplasm. Gene Ontology annotation, molecular function: dynein intermediate chain binding. The coding region runs from base 181 to 888 and encodes 235 amino acids. The transcript has 2 exons.
UCGUGAGUCACCAGCCUCAGCCAGUUGUGGGGAAAAUUUGUGCCAACCACCCAGGAACCCUUCACCUUCUGAGAAGGCGCCUGAUCCCAGUCUGUCUGAUUCACCUGUCCCCCAAACACAGGUAAGAAGACGGUGAGCGGGGCAAAACCCUUCUCAAGAGGAAGGGGGUGAUGUGCUAAGAUGGCCAGUGGCGCCCUACUGGUCAAGUGUGGGUCUUCCAGUCGCAGGUCCAUGGCUGGCAGGCCCCCAGGACGCCAGGAGGAGGAGGAGGCUUCCAAAGACCCAGGGCUCAAACGGUCGGGGGCACGGCCCCCGGGCCACCUGCAGAGCACCGACGGAGCCCGGCCUGCUGGCCCUGGCCCGGCCUCCCGCCGAGGCUCCGUGCUGGGCGCAGCGGCCUCCUUUUCCCGCCGCAACUCGCUGGCCGGGCCAGGCCCAGGAGCAGGAGGUCGGCGACCAUCCCUGGGUCCGGUGCCUCCGCUCAGCUCAAGGAUCAGCUUCUCGGGGCUGCCCCUGGCACCCGUGCGCCGGGUGGCACCGUCGUACCGCAUGGAGCCGGCGCCGGGGGAGCGCUGGGACGCUGCCCGCGCCCAGCGCGCCCUGGAAGCGGCCCUGGCCUGGGGGCUGCGUGACGCCUGCUACUCGGGGACCGAGGCGGGGGUCCUGGCCCGCGAGCUGUGCGAGCAGGUGCGGGUGCGCCUGCGGGAGCUCAGCCCACCGCGCUACAAGCUGGUGUGCAGCGUGGUGCUGGGGCCGCGGGCCGGCCAGGGCGUGCAUGUGGUCAGCCGCGCGCUCUGGGACCCAGCGAGCGAUGGGCUGGCCUCCGCCUCCUUCACAAACCCCACACUCUUCGCCGUGGCCACCGUGCACGGGCUCUACUGCGAGUGAGCAGGCCUUCGGCUUCUGCAAAAAAACCGGUUUAUUAUCCCAGGAGGAGGCCCUUCCUGGGGCUCACAUCCCAAUAAAUAAUAAAUGUCUGUCAAUAAAUAAAAGUGGUCCAUAAAUA